UCCCAGACUAAGACUCUUCAGUACUACAACAUGUUGCCGCUCGUUUUCCUGUUUGCUUUGGGUCUGGCUGCUGUACCUCCUUCUGACAGAGAGGAAAUAGAACUGGUGCGUGGCGGCUGUCCCAUGUUCUGGUACAGCUUCAAUGGCCGCUGCUACAAGUAUGUUGCCUCACGGAUGACCUGGGCUGAUGCAGAGCUCCACUGUUUAUCAGAGGGAGGAAACUUAGUGUCCAUCCACAGUCUGGAGGAACACAAUUUUGUGAAUAACCUGAUCAAGAACUUUGAUCCUACUCGCGAAUUCACCUGGAUUGGACUCGCUGAUGUUCAUAAGGAAGGGGCGUGGAUGUGGUCCGACGGGUCCAAUAAUGAAUUCUCCCUUUGGGGUCAUGGUGAGCCUAACAAUGGUAACAAUGGACAAGAACACUGUGGUCACACCAAUAUUCCUCCGGACUAUUACUGGAAUGAUCAUGUGUGCUCACAUAUAAAAACUUUUGUUUGUGCGUCUCGUAUAAUUUGCUCUUAG
This is a messenger RNA of Poecilia reticulata (guppy), 522 nucleotides long. NCBI's taxonomy places the organism in Eukaryota, Metazoa, Chordata, Actinopteri, Cyprinodontiformes, Poeciliidae. The record is from RefSeq and is a predicted model, not a curated record.